Molecule: messenger RNA, 819 nt
Organism: Morchella importuna
Lineage: Eukaryota; Fungi; Ascomycota; Pezizomycetes; Pezizales; Morchellaceae
Exons: 4
Coding region: 1-819 (272 amino acids)
Biological process (GO): ADP biosynthetic process
Cellular component (GO): cytoplasm; mitochondrion
Molecular function (GO): AMP kinase activity; ATP binding
Source: RefSeq, a predicted model, not a curated record
AUGGCUCCUACAUUAGAAGACGUCACUGGCCUUAAGGAACUUGUUAAGCAGCUUCAGGACCGGAUACACAAGAUCGAGCAGAGCAUUGUUGGAAAUGGCGAUGUUCAGACACCCAGCGAACAACUUAGAAUGAUCCUUAUGGGCCCUCCUGGUGCUGGGAAGGGAACUCAGGCUCCUAAGAUCAAGGAGAAGUUCUGCGUCUGCCAUUUGGCCACUGGCGACAUGCUUCGUUCGCAAGUCGCGAAGAAAACCCCGCUCGGCCGAGCGGCGAAGAAGAUCAUGGACGAAGGCGGGCUUGUCAGCGAUGAAAUUAUGAUUGGAAUGAUUAACAACGAGCUUGAGACGAACGCUGAGUGUAAGAACGGCUUCAUUCUUGAUGGAUUCCCACGUACAGUUAUUCAAGCAGAGCGUCUGGAUUCUAUGCUUGAAAACCGCGGAGGAAAGCUUGACCAUGCGGUUCAGCUUGAGAUUGACGAUGCUCUUCUCGUGAGCCGUAUCACUGGUCGUCUCGUGCACCCGGCUUCUGGGCGUUCUUACCACCGUCUUUUCAACCCUCCUAAGGAGGAGAUGAAGGAUGAUAUUACCGGUGAACCUUUGAUUCAGCGAAGUGACGACAACGCGGAGACUCUGAAGAAGCGCCUUGUAACAUAUCACCAACAGACUUCCCCGGUAGUCGACUACUACAAGAAGAAAGGCAUCUGGCAGGGCGUCGAUGCUUCCCAGGAACCUGGCCAGGUCUGGAAGACAUUGUUGGGAAUUUUUGACGAGAAGAGCGGCCAGAAGAGUUCAAUCCUAUCUAAGGUUGGAUUGUCAAAAUAG